Molecule: messenger RNA, 726 nt
Organism: Ambispora gerdemannii
Lineage: Eukaryota; Fungi; Glomeromycota; Glomeromycetes; Archaeosporales; Ambisporaceae
Source: the annotation of a GenBank genome assembly
AUGGGAGCAAGAGGAGGAUUAAAAGUCAUUAUUGAACCACACAGACAUGAGGGUGUAUUUGUCGCGCGUGGUAAAGAGGAUCUUUUAAUCACAAAAAAUUUGGUAGCUGGUGAAGCAGUUUAUGGCGAAAAAAGAAUCUCUGUCGAAGGCCAAGAUGGUAUAAAAGUCGAAUACAGAGUAUGGAACCCGUUCAGGUCAAAACUGGCAGCUGGUAUCCUUGGUGGUAUUGAUCAUAUUCACAUUGCACCUGGAAAGAAAGUUCUUUACCUCGGAGCUGCUUCAGGAACAACAGUGUCGCACGUAGCCGAUAUAGUUGGCUCAAAAGGAGUUGUUUACGCGGUUGAAUUUUCACAUCGGUCUGGUCGAGAUCUGAUCAACGUCGCAAAGAAACGGACAAACAUAAUUCCAAUAAUUGAAGACGCCCGAUAUCCUCAAAAAUACCGAAUGCUUGUUGAUAUGGUGGACGUGAUCUUUGCCGACGUGGCUCAACCAGAUCAAGCACGUAUUAUCUCACUGAAUGCACAUCACUUUCUUAAAAAUAACGGGCAUAUCGUGAUAUCAAUCAAAGCCAACUGUAUUGAUUCUACGGUCGAUGCUGAGACCGUGUUUGCACGUGAAGUUAAGAAAUUGCAAGAAGAGCAUAUCAAACCGCAGGAACAACUCACUUUGGAGCCGUAUGAACGUGAUCAUGCGUUAGUUGUUGGGAAAUAUGUUAGAGUGAAAUAA